AUGACUAUCGACAAAGAAAUAGAAGACCUGCGGUCGGCAGUAGUCUCUCAGCUCGUCACGCGGAAGCCUGCGCACGGAAUCCCAUUGGAUGCAGUCGUCAGAGAUUACAAAGAAUUAAACGGUGAACAUAUUCCUUAUCGCAAGUACGGUUUCUCGACGUUAGUUGAUUUUCUUAAAACAAUCCCGGAGUUAGAAGUUUAUUCGCGAGGUGUGGCUCAUUAUAUUAAUUUCAAAGGCAAAGAGUCUUUUAAACACGUGACUGAUUUGAUCGCUAGAACGCGGCCGAAACUAAGCAGAAAUUACAAAGGAUCAGCGAACUACCGAAGCCACUCAGUUGGAAUGAGAAAGACAGUUCCGCCGGGUUACAAGCCGCCUCAAGACUACAACAACAGACCGUAUGAAUCUACGUCUUCUUCUUCAUCAAUAAUUGAUCCCGCAGUAACAAGUGAGAUUUUAUCAAUAAUUAAAGAGUGUCCCAGUGGUUUAUUUCUUUCUGAAUUACUUGAAAAACUCUACAACCGUUCGCGUCUUAAUUUAAGCAACAAUCAGAUCCAAGAACACUUGAAGAUGCUCGAGCGUGAAGUUGCUAGUAAAGAUAACAUGAUUUAUCUUAGAAAAUCGUCUCCGCGGGACUCUUUUGCGCCGAGAUCAAGCAGGUCUCAAUCUGUGCCUCCUAGAAGACAUAUUAAUAAUAAUAAUAAUAAUAAUAAUAAUAAUAAUAAUCAAAGCAGGUAUUCUAAUGAGACCAAUGGUAAUCGCAAUUAUGAUAAGUAUGUGAAGAAGAAUAAUAGUGAUUAUAAUAAUUUAGAAGAAAAUAAUGGUCAGUAUGGAAACGGUAAUUAUCAAAGUAAUUAUGGGAAUACAAGUACUGAAAUAAAUUAUUCUAAAAAUGCUUCAUCUAAUAAUAAGAAUUUUAAAAUUGCUGGUGUGGAUUCUGAUGAGGAUUUAAAUAAUGACUAUUAUAAUGAUUUUGAUAGUGGGCCGAGUCUUGCAGAAAAUGAGUACGUUGGUAUUCAUUCAACUAAUGCAAAAAAUAAUAAUAAUAAUAAUAAUGAGUCUCAGUAUCAUGACAAGUCUGGUGAUACUAUCAGUGAUUCAAGAGAAAAAGAUCCAGAGAAAAUAACUUACAAACACGACUCAAGUUACAAUAAUAAUAAUAAUAAUAAUAAUAAUACUCAUGAAUCAAAAGUGAGAUCAUCAAAUUACCAUCAUGAAUCCGAGGCUGUUAAUCCUAAAGUAAAUACCAGCGAUGAUAUAACUAAAGCUGAGAAUAUUGACAGAGAAAUUCUUUUUCAAAAAAAUAAGAAGUUUGUAAUAGAGUCACUUUCUCAGCGUACUGUAUUGAGACUGCAGAAGCUCUUGGAAAAUAAUCCCAAUGGUAUUUGGAGCCUUGACUUGCCGACUUUGUAUGAAAAAGAAUACAAAUUGUCGCUGGACUGGGAAAAGUCAAACUGUCAGCGGUUUUCUGACUUUGUAUCAUAUCUGCCUCAUAUUUUUCACAAGAUUGGGCCUUACAGGAGAGGAGACUAUAAAUUGUUUGAUGCUAGAAAACCGAUACCAGAUGACGAUGAUAAGGUUGUAAAACAAACUCCGACUUUGGCUUCAGUUUAUAAUUCUUAUAACAAUCCGAAUUACUACGACGAAUCGAUCCCACGGCGAGUUUCGCAAGAAGUUAGACGUAAAUUGUUUCCACUGGAUGUAAUUAAUGACGAGGAAACUAUCGAGUGUAUACAGGUCAGUGAAUUUACUCCUGGAACGAACGAGCUUGGAGGAAAACAGUUCCAAUAUGUUGAAGUUAACGUAGUAGAAGCUUUUGAUCCUUCAUUUUUCUGGGUACAAUUGAGUAGAAAUAAAGAUCAAUUUGACGAUAUGAUGGAACGUUUGGGGACAUUUUACGAUGAAAACAGCUCCAAGUACGCAAUUCCUCAAGUUUUAAUGGUUGAAAAAUUGAAUGUUGCUUGCAAAUUCUACGGCACAUGGCAUCCCAUCCCAUGUGGUUUAGCUGGGAUUGAACCCAAGGUACAUACCGGCGAAGGUAAUGGUUGGCCUGUUGAAACACGUGAUGUAUUUAUUAAAUUGGCCUUCAAAUGUGAAAUGUGGGCGAUGGUACAAAAAAUUGAUCUUGACAAUAAUUCCAUGCUGGUUGGUCUGACUGAUACUUCAGAUGCAGAAGAUCUUCACAUUGCAGACUUCUUAUUACGACACAAGCUAGCUGCGAAAUCUAACACGGUUCGUAUUACCACCAGAAACUUUUUUUUCAAACACGCUUUACAAUCUUCUGCCGAAUGGAAGAAAAAAUAUUUAAACGCGUCUGUAGGUAAUUCUAGCUUAGCUCGAAUUAAUCGUCAUAAAUCAGUUAAAUUUUCGUCUUCUGAUAUUAAUAAGUACCGUAAUCACAGUAAAGAAAACGCUCAAAAAUCUAGUGAAGCUUUAUCGCCUUCAAUGCUACGUGAAAGAGCUAAAUCUGAACUCAAGUCCAAGCAAAUAGAAUCACAACCAUCUCCAGUAGUUUUAAAUUAUUUACCUCCCCCAAGAGUAAAUUUAUUAUCCUUAGGAUCCUCUUUAGACAAAGUACAGUUAUGGUUUGAACUAAAUAAGGAAUUAAAUAAAAAUUCAGGUGAUGAGAGCUCUAACGAUUCAAUUGGUGCUAAUUUUGAAGCAUCUAAACUUGAACCUAUUCAUCAUGAACCAAAAUCUGUUCCAAAAAAGCAAACAAUUAAACUUGAAGAUAUUUUUAAGACAUCCCCAGCUCAAGAUACUUCUCAAAAAAUUGAACCCCAUCAUGUUUCUAAAACAUCUAAACCUCAUUAUGUUUCUGAGUCACCUAAUCAUUCAUUAUUAAAAACUCCAAUUGAAGAUCAUAAUCCAGUUAAAUGUAAGGAUGUAUCAAAUAUAAUUGCCGUUGAUGACAGAGCUGACAUUCCUGAAUGUGGAACCUUUAGUAGUCCUUUAGGAGGGCACGGGCGAGCAGAACCAAUUGAUUGGAAUAAUAUCAAACAAUUGUUGAAGAAAAAUGAACGAGAAACUCUCCAAUCACAAUCAAGCUCCGAUGAAACUUCAAGUGGAAACAAAGCGCCGGUACUUUCUCAGCCCGGAGUUUCAAAAUUAUUGACUGCUUUUGACGAUGAAGAUGAUGAUAAAAUUCCCGAAUCGGGAACAUUCAGUAGUCCUUUGGGUGGUCAUGGACGAGAAGAAUUUUUAGACUGGAACGCAGUAAGAGGACAAGUUGAGGUUACCAACGACGAGAAGGUAUCAAAAUCAAUCUCACUAGGAAAACUUUCUUCAGCGAAGCCUAUGGUUGGUAAUAAUAAUAAUAAUGAUAAUAAACCUGCAGGUAAGUCAUAUUUGAAUGACGAGGCUCAUCGAUACUUUGAAAACUUUUAUCAAUCUUGUAUUGCUCCUAAAAUUUCAAAAGGAAAUUCUAUUUUAUCGUGGGAUAGCGGAGAUGAAGUUCAAUACACUGGGACAAUUACACCGAUGGUACGACAAACUCUUAAUACUAUCAAUAAAAAAUCUCGACGAGUCAAGGUGACCGUUCCAGUUAAUGUACGAAGAUUGAUAGAUGGAGGACCUGGCUCUAGUUCUGAUAGCGUUUCUUCAGGAAGUCAACGAAGCGGCUGGAAUUCAUUUGAUAGACCAGUUAGUCGGUCUAAUAAUGUUGAGCAGAAAAGCGACAGUGAUUGUAGAUCCUCUGGUUCGUCUAAACAAGUUCCGACAAUUUAUAAAUUAUUAAAGACUCGUCAUUUGAAUAGUAUUAAAAAGAGCAAAAAUGAAAGUUCAAGUGAUGAAAAGAAGGAAGAUUCUGAAAAGGUUAAUAAUGAAACUGCUGAAAGUCAAUCUCAAAAGAACAAAGUAUUGAUUGAACAGUUACCAUCUCCUAAGAAAAAAGUAUUGAUUGAAGAGUUACCAUCUUCAAAGAAGAAAGUCAAUUCAAUUUAUUACGCAUCUGCAAGAAUUAGCUUAUUUAAAAAAUUAAAUCUACAAAGAGAAUCAAGUAUUGAUGAUGGCAGUCUUGAUUCAGAUGAUUCUUAUUGCGGGGCGAGUACAAGGAAGGAAGUUGCUUCUGAUAGCAGUAACGAUUUUAAAAAAAUAAAUAAUGAGAACUCGGAAAUUAAUCACAAACUUACCAAAAGAGUUAAUUUUGAAGAAGAAGAAAAAGGAAGUAGUGAUGAAAAAAUUAAUGAAAUGUUAAUUGAAAAAUUGGAUUCUGAAGAAAGUACAAAAGAUAGCAAUAGCUUAAAUGAAAAAAAUAAUAAUGAUGUGAAUAAACUUGAGGUUUGUGUGCCAAAACAACCGCCUAAAUCAAUGGGAGUUUAUAAUGACCUAGACCCUGAAUCUGAUAACAGCGAGUAUGAUUAUAAUUUACCAUUAGAUUUUCUUGCAAAUUUCUUCGGUGUUCAACUUCCUAAUCAAAAAAGUAUCACAAACUCGUCAGCAGGUACUGACACUGAUGGUAAUUCUGAAGAUGAGAAAUUACAAAUUGAAGAAAUAAAUGAAAAAGCUUCAAGUUAUCUGUCUGAGAGCAGCUUAGACAUUUCUAGUGCUCGUGAUAAUUAUCUAUCACCUUCGUCUCGUGUAGAAACAGAUUCCGAGUCCCCAAUAAAGCAUCCAAAAACUUUUGACAAUAAGAAAAAUUUGACUAAAGUUUAUAAUCACCCUGAGUAUCAAAAGAUGUUCAAGUUUGAAAAAAAUAACGAGGGAUCUAAAAAAGAAUUUGAUUCACCUGACAGCGAUUUUCAAAAUUCUGACCGUGAAAAAAUAAUUAGGACACCGAGUGUUAAGUUGAAGUGUUCUAUAUUAAACGAAGUUAAAAAGUCAGGGCUUCUUGAAUCUCCAAAAAACAUCGUCAUCGAUCCAAAUGACAUGAGUUUGUACGUCGAAGAUUACGGAGAAAAUCACACUAACAGCAUUAUAGAAUUACUGCAGACUACACCAAGAAUUUCUACUACUCCGUCAACAGAAGUGUCAUCUGCCUCUCCGACAAUACAAAAUUCAAGUGGUAUUAUUCCCAACUCGGGGGUUACUACUACACCCAAUGUUCCUUCCGUAGCAAUGUGGGAAACUGUUAGAGAAAAAAUAAUCCAGGUUCUAGAUCAAUACACCCAGUCGGCAGUGAGUUUGUACAAAUCUAUGAUCGUCGCUGAUAUGGAGUCCAAGGGUCUUGAAAUUAUAAAUAGCACUUUCUAUGAAUUGUACGCUAAGUUAUUUUACCAGACUAUCAGUUCGAUUAAUUUUAGCGAAACGCCUGCAGUUACGUGUACUCCUAAUCGGCCAGCCUCCAAAUAUCCCCCGGAGUUGAUUGAACUGUACAAGUGUAUUAAAGAUCAGUCUUUAUCAGAAACUAAAUCUAUCGCUGACAGCGAAGCUACGUUAACUAAUGAAAAAAAUGACUCUGAUAUAUUCGACGAAUCUUUUAGAAGUCUUAAAAUAGAUAACGCUUCAAAUCUUGCUAAUAUUGCAGCUGAAACUACUAGCACUCCUCAUCAAGUACAAACAGACCGUGUUAGACUAGAAAAUUCAAUUGCCCAAGCUAGUCAAUCGUUUUUCCAAAAAUUGAAUGAACAAAAAUCAUCAAUGGAAGUUCCAAGUGAUUUUGUUGAAACAAAUCCUUUUAAACAAGACAUAACGUCUUCUGAAACGCAAAAAAUAAAAUAUCUACCGCCUCUACCACCAAGACCCAGAAAAGAAACUAUUAAAUCUGCGCCUCCUAAAACUAAUUUAAAUUUUGGAGUAAUUAGCGCAUCUCCAGUGCUGUAUGAUAUUCCAGAAAAAAUUACAGAUGAUUUAGAAGAACCAACUACUGAUACGACAGUUUUUAAUCCUGAUCCUAUUGAACCGGUGAAAAGUUCAAUACCUGUUUAUAAUAACAUACUUAUAAAUCCAGUUGGUAUUAACAGACAACGUAAUGAGAAUUACGAAGAAGAUUCUUGGGAUUCAAAGAGUAGCUACUCAGUGUGCGACCCGGUAGAUGCGACUACUGCUGAGAGUAUUGAAAAAGAUUCAUCUUAUUCGUACAGUGAUCAAUUAUCUAAAAGCACUGAUAAGUCUUACGGUUCUGUUAAAAAUAAUAAUCCAAUUGCUAAAAAAUACUCUAACCCAAUACCUUUUAGAACUGCGAAACUCACGAAUUGCGAUGUUAUUAUUUAUAAUUUUGCUAACAGUGGAUGGAUACUGAUUGAUCAUUACAGACGAGCUUUUACCGUUUUUGAUGACAACAAAUUUAUUUUAACGAUGAUUGAAUUAAAAUCUGUUAAUAUCCCGGUUAAGAAAAUAACUUUUGAUAAAUAUCCUCAGAUAUUUGAACAGUACAGACAGUCUUUUGAACGAUUUAAAGAAAAUGAUGAUUUAGAAACCUUGGAUUUGAUUCCUGUGAGUCAUGUGCUUAAGCUAUCGCAAAAACUCGUUGUUGUAGCUCGAGAUGAAAUUGAAAGCAUUAAAAAUCGUAAUUACGACGUUCAGUUGUCUGCUAAUAUGAUUGAUUUACUCAAAUUAAUAUCUCAUAACGAAAUAUUUAUUAAUGACUUGAUGAGUAAAUAG
Messenger RNA from Cotesia congregata, 6537 nucleotides. The record is from the annotation of a GenBank genome assembly. NCBI's taxonomy places the organism in Eukaryota, Metazoa, Arthropoda, Insecta, Hymenoptera, Braconidae.